CGUUUUAAAAAAUUAAGCAUGGGAAAGAAAACAUUUUCAGAUUCGUCCAAAACUAAGCCAAAAGGAGCAGGUAGAGUUGGUCGAUUAGAUGAUAAUGUACUUGGAUAUUACCGUAAGGUAUCUGAGACAAUACAAGGUGAAUUUGAAACCCAGGAAGAGAAAGAUCUGUUUCUCAACAAUGUGAUCAAACAAUUAGCCACAGAAUGUAUCUCAGUAUCUCGAAACCAAACAGCCAGUAGAAUCAUAGAGCAGCUAAUCGCAGUCUCCAAUGCCACCCAGCUGCAAGUCCUCAUGAAGGCCUUCUCUACGGACUGGUAUACCGUAUGUAUGGACCGAUUUGCAUCUCAUGUCGUACAAGCAUUAAUCCUACACUCUCCACAGUAUUUCAAAGAAAAAACUAAAGACUCCGAGCCAAAUGAUGGAAAUAACAAUGAUGAUGGAAACAAUAAUACUGAUGCAGAGGGAUCGAUUAAAGAUCUGUUCACUUCGUUCUCUAAGCUAGUCAUGGCUAAUCUUCCCGAGUUUAUCAUACAUACGUAUGCAAGUCAUAUCGUGAGAGUUGUCAUCGAGGUGCUUUGUGGGGUGAGAGUUGAUGAGCACAUUGUCAGGAGCAAAAUAUCCAGGAAUCAAAAUAAUAAAGGUCCACAUGGUCCAAGUGACAAGAAAGCCCAGGUGUCCAUUGCUAAUAGUGAAGAAGAAUUUAAACCUAUCUUGAAAGAGCUUGCAGCACGAAUUGUCAGUCUUAGUGAAAUAAGAGAGCAUGUAAAGAAUGCGACCGCAAGCCCAGUAAUACAGACUCUACUGUUGGUACUGAGUAAAAAGGGACCAAAGAGAUGCCAUAAAAUCAUCAACCAGAUUUUCCUUGAAGAAGCAAGUCUUGGUACAUUGGCAGAAGAUGAGAUAGGAUCACACAUGGUGGAGCUUGUAUUAAGUGUAUUAGACAGUGAGCAUUAUGAUUCAGCAUACCAACAACAUUUCAAAGGGAAGCUGCUGCAGCUGGCUUUACACCACACAGGCAACUUUGUAGUACAGACUCUCCUUAGUAAGGCCCACACUAAAGAACAGUUUGAAGCAAUGUACAAGGAGUUAAGUCACCAUAUAGAAGACAUUCUAGCUGCGAACCACAUGGGAGUCAUUGUGAAAAUUGCUGAAACUUGUGUAAGACUAGGCACCAGACAGGAUAAAUUUUACAAGAAUAUCACCAAGGCAUUCCAUUGUCACAAGCCUGAGGAAAGACAGCAACAUGUAGUGAGACUUCUUACAUCACUGACCGCAUAUGAGGUCUACUUUGGUUUAGAAGUUAAACCAACUGAAGAAUCAGAUGAAGGUGAUGAAAAAGACACCAAAGCUGCAGAGCCGACUCCUGUAGAGAAAGAACUGACAGUGUUCAACUACCAUGGUUCCAUGUUACUACAACAAUUGCUAAAGUUUGGCAAUCCAAAGUCUCUUGUAACAAGCAUCUUGAGCUUAACCCAGAGGGAGCUGACAUCGAUGGCAUGUAAUCCAAUAGCAUGUCAUAUCAUAGAGUCCUUCAUUAAGAGCCCCAGUAUAGGAGAGACCAGUCAUGACAAGCUCUAUACCAAACUACAGGGCUGCUAUUCAGUGAUUGCGUGUGACCGAACAGGAAGUAGAGUAAUUGACACCUUGUGGAACUGCGCUAUACUCAAACAUAAGUUCAUAAUGGCUGAAAACCUAGCUAAGGAAUCUGAAAAAUUGCGAAACAAUAACUUUGGAAAGUUUGUAUUCAGAAACUGUGGCAUUCAUAAUUUUAUUCAUCGCAGACAGGACUGGAAAGAAAACCAAAAAGGGAAUAUUAGAAAACGAAAAAUUUUAGAUGGAAUUUUCGAUGAUGAAAAGCCUCAGAAUAAGAAACGUCAAAAUGACAUCUCUCAUGAGGAAAAUAUUCAAAUGGACGAUUUUUUUAGUGUAAAUGGCACGGAUGACUCAUCACCACCCAAAAACGCAGAUUCAGAUUCUAAAUCCUCAAAACAGGACAGAUUCUCAAAGAAAGAUUUUGGAAAUAAAAAAUCAAAGGGGAAAAAUUUGAAAAAAGAUAGGUUUAAAACAAAAUCAGAUGGACAAAUUAAAGAUAAAGGAAUGUUGAAACUUCUUGAUGACAUGCAACCAAGUCGGAAGAAAUAACAUUGAUAUUUGAUUUUAGAAAAUAAUAUUUAAUAUUGUUUUAACAGGUUCAAGUUAUAUUGUAUUUAAAAUCAGUUUGACUCUUUGUAAGUAAAAUCAUCAUUUGUCUAACAUGAUACAGCAAAGUGAUUACCUGUAAAGUGAGGUAAAUGGAAAUGUCACUCUAGCACAUAAUAUGUCACUCUCAUGAAACAUGUUGAACACUGUAUGUGUAUAGUACAAUAAAAUUAUACAUGAGGCAGCAUGAAUCAAUUAAACUAUUGUCUUGAUUUCUUAUAAUUUCACCAAGAUCAUACCUGAGGGUUUGGAAAUGUUUUAAACUUACUUUCAGUAUCAGUCACUCCUAAAAUUGCUUUAGCUUGAGAAAAUCAUUUUCAUGCAAAUGUUUGGUGAUUGCAUAAGAACAAUAUUAAAUAUUGGGAAGACUCGCUAGCAUAAAAUAGAAAACUUAACAUUUUGGAAAGCAUCUUUAACUUGACAAAAUACAUCCAACUCAAAUAUUUGAUAAAUAUGAACAGAAUAAUUGAUGAAUAUGAAUAGGAUUUGCUUAUAAUUGGAAGAUCUAACCAUGGAUGGGAGAUGCACAGAUAUUAUAUGCCAUUUAUUUUUACCCUUGUCAACUUUUAUC
Owenia fusiformis is the source of this 2770-nucleotide messenger RNA. The record is from the annotation of a GenBank genome assembly. NCBI's taxonomy places the organism in Eukaryota, Metazoa, Annelida, Polychaeta, Sabellida, Oweniidae.